AUGACGGCACGUCUCAGUCUUCUCAUGAUCUACUUUGCGAUUCCUGGUGCCAUUGCACUACCUCCACGGCUUUGUCCAGCAUCGUGCUAUUGCGAGACUGUUGAUAAGAUAAGUUGUGAACACGCAGAUUUCGAUAGUGUCCCUACGAAUUGGCCAGUAACCGUCCGUAUUUUGAUCUUCAAAGACUGCUCUAUCACCCACAUUCAGAAGCAUGCUUUCAGAAGAUAUGCGAACUUGGAAGAGUUGAUAAUUGAAAACUGUGAUCGUUUAAAUUCUCUGCAAAAAUUCGCCUUCAAGGGUCUCAAUCAUCUCAGGUUACUCCGAUUAUCGAACAAUUCAAAUCUGAAGGAUAUUGCUAAGAGCGCUUUCUCGUUGAUUUCAAACACUCAUGGACUACGAAUCCAGUUAGAUGAUAACGCAUUCACAGUGAUUCGACCUGGCUUCUUCAGACAGUCGAAUCAUCUUCGAGAACUAUCGAUUAAAGGCAAUAACUUGCAUAUCCAAGCGAAUGCGUUUGCGGGUCUAACUCGUAUCGAUUUUUUCAAUUUGAUAGGUGUUUCGUCUAUUCAACCACUGGCUUUCGAAAAUGUUUCUCGUAUUCACAGGUUCGAAAUAAGCGGCUCAAAUCUGUCUUUGACUAAAGGCUUUUUAUCAUCGAUGUCACAUGUCAGAGAGAUUCAUAUAAGUUCAAAUCAGAUCGAGUUCAUCGAAACAGCUGCCUUCGAUGGUAUCUUCACGAUUGGACGUCUUCAACUCAGUGCAAAUUCCAUACAAAAUAUAUCUGCGCACGCAUUUUCGUCGAUUGUAAAUAUUGGUGAAUUGAUUAUCGAAGAUAAUUUUAUCGCACACAUCAACGCAGAAUCAUUGUUAAGUUCAGCUUGGAGAACCAAAUUCCGUGAUAAUACUCUUCGCUGUGGCUGCGAAAUCGCUUGGAUAAAACAUUCAAGGGAUGUGAUUUUAUUGAAGCGUAAUUUCUGUGGUCCAGAGGAGAACUAUAUUUCCUUGAUGAACUAUGAAGCUAGAUGUGUGCCGAUCCAUCAGAAUGCAUUAUCGCGUUUUAACGCAUUCUCUAAUUCAUCUUUGUUGUACCUUUUGUUAUUAUUCCUUUACAUGAUUGUAUUAUUGUGA
Messenger RNA from Anisakis simplex (herring worm), 1128 nucleotides. Lineage: Eukaryota; Metazoa; Nematoda; Chromadorea; Rhabditida; Anisakidae. The record is from the annotation of a GenBank genome assembly.